AUGGCUUAUGUGGUACCAAUACACCGCGCAAGUGGCAUUAGACAUGCGUUGAAGCUGAAUUUCCUGAAUCCAGAAGAGGACUGUCUGGUAGUAGCCAAAGCAAACCGGCUCGAAUUUUAUACACUAACCCCCGAUGGCCUCACACUCACCUCAACUCGUGCGCUCUAUGCGCAGGUUACCAUGCUCGCCCGCCUGCCGGCACCGGCGAAUUCACCAACGGACCACCUCUUCAUCGGCACCGACCAGUUUAACUAUUUCACCCUCGCGUGGGACGCAGACGAGCAAAGGGUCAAGACGGCCCGAAACUAUGUCGACAUAUCCGAGCCCUCAUCCCGAGAGUCCCAAUCGCAGCCACGAUGUCUUCUCGACCCUAGCGGCCGGUACAUGACACUGGAGAUAUAUGAAGGAGUGAUCGUCGUGAUUCCAAUCGUGGAACCGACCAAAAAGCGAGGGAAGCCCUCCCACGCCGCAUCACAGAUGGAAUUGCCCCAAGUAGGCGAGCUCGGGGAUCCGACCAACACGCGUAUCGAGGAGCUGUUCGUUCGGUCGUCGGCGUUUCUGCACUCCGCAUCGGUCAAGCCCUACCUGGCACUGCUAUAUGAGGAUAACCAGAAAAAGGUCCGGUUGCGGAUUCGGGAGCUGGAAUAUAGCAUUGGAACCUCGAAUGUGUCUGCGGAUGCGACGUUCAAGGAACCUUCAGAGAAAAAGCUCGAGGGUGGCUUGUUAGGCCACGAGCUUGAUAUGGGAUCCUCCCACCUGAUCCCGAUUCCCGCCCCACUAGGUGGACUGAUUGUAUUGGGUGAGACAUCGAUCAAGUACAUCGACGACGAUGCGAAUGAUAUGAUUACCCGCGAUCUUGACGAAGCUACUGUCUUCGUGGCCUGGGAAAAGGUCGACAGCCAGCGAUGGCUGUUGGCGGAUGACUAUGGGCGUUUGUUCUUCCUUAUGCUAAUUCUGAGCAACGAGGGCCAUGUCGAAUCAUGGAAGCUCGAUUGGCUGGGAAAUACAUCUCGUGCGUCGGUCCUGGUUUAUCUCGGUGGAGGGGUCCUCUUCGUUGGAUCCCACUUAGGCGAUUCCCAAGUCCUGCGUAUUGGCGAUGGUUCUUUCGAGGUUAUCCAGACAUUGUCCAAUAUUGCGCCCAUUCUCGAUUUCACAGUGAUGGAUCUGGGCAACCGUACGAGUGAGAGCCAUACACACGAAUUCUCAUCGGGACAAGCUCGCAUCGUGACUGGUUCGGGUGCUUUUGACGAUGGAACUCUACGAAGUGUACGAAGUGGAGUUGGCAUGGACGAGCUCGGAGUUUUGGGUGAGAUGGAUCACAUCACAGACCUAUGGGGCUUGCAAGUUCAGAGCACUGGUGAUUUCCUGGACACGCUGCUCGUGACAUUCGUCGAUGAAACACGAAUCUUCCGCUUCAGUGUCGAUGGAGAGGUGGAAGAGCUGGAUAAUUUCUUGGGUCUUGCUUUUGAAGAAAAUACUCUCCUCGCCGCCAAUUUACCCGGUGGCAGAAUCUUACAAGUGACGGAGAAGAGAGCUUUGAUUGCCGAUGUCGAAAGUGGGAUGGUGACCUUCGAGUGGACUCCCCCAACGCAAAAGACGAUCACAGCUGCUUCGGCAAACAAUGACAAUCUUGUACUGGUUAUUGGUGGCCGAGUUCUUGCAUCCUUUGAUAUCCGAGCCGAGGCCAGCCUUAUCGCCGAGAAGGACCUCGACGAGGACCACCAGGUAUCUGGCGUUACAGUUCCGUUUGAGCCAACAGGAGUUUGCAUUGCUGGAUUCCCGCAAUCUGCCAGGGUUUCCGUCCUGAAGAUCAAUGACUUCUCCGAGAUCCAGACAAAAUCGCUAGGCCCGUCCGGCGAGGCGUUCCCUCGGUCUGUUCUUGUAACCAACGUCCUUGCCAACAGCCCGCCCACCCUCUUCAUCUCCAUGGCUGACGGGAGCGUCAUUACUUUCUCCCUGGACACAAAAGAUUACUCGCUCGGAGGGAUGACCAAGCUCAUUCUUGGAUCCGAGCAGCCAACAUUCAAGAAACUGCCUCGUGGAGAUGGCCUUUAUAAUGUAUUCGCCACAUGCGAGAACCCAAGCUUGAUAUACGGCUCGGAAGGACGCAUCAUAUACUCCGCUGUGAACUCGGAAGGCGCAUCUCGAAUCUGCCAUCUAAAUACCGAAGCCUUCCCCGAGUCCAUUGCCGUUGCAACCACGCGGGAACUCAAGAUUGCAUCAGUGGACAAGGAACGCACAACUCAGAUCCAGACUCUCCCGAUGGGGUCCACGGUACGACGGGUCGCAUACUCUUCAUCAGAGAAAGCGUUCGGACUUGGAACAAUUGACCGUAAGCUUGAAGACGGUGUCGAGGUUGUGAAAAGCCAUUUCGUGCUCGCCGACGAGAUCAUGUUCCGGCGAUUAGACGCGAUAGAGCUCAACUCGGAGGAACUGGUCGAAACUGUUAUCCGGGCGGGGUUCUCCGGCGGGAAAGAUAGGUUUAUUGUCGGUACGGCCUACAUGGAUGAAGAAAGGGCCGAUUCAAUCCGCGGGCGGAUACUGAUAUUGGAGGUCGAUCAUGGGCGCAAACUGACGCAGGUCGCGGAGUUGCCGGUCAAGGGGGCUUGUCGAGCACUGGCAAUGAUGGAUGAUCGGAUAGUGGCAGCAUUGGUCAAGACCGUCGUCGUCUUCAAAGUUGUUCCUGACAACUCUGGGACAAAAAUGAAGCUUGAACGGCUUGCCAGCUACCGCACCUCCACUGCGCCGGUGGAUGUGACAGUCGUUGGAAACCUGAUCAUGGUGGCAGACCUCAUGAAGAGCGUCUGUAUUGUCGAAUAUAUCAAGGGCGCCAAUGGCGUCGGAGACAAGCUUAACGAAAUUGGUCGCCAUUAUCAGACCGUCUGGAGUACGGCGGUUGCCUCGGUUGGCGAUGAUACAUUGCUUGUUAGCGAGGCACAGGGUAAUCUAAUUGUUCUGUCGCGGAACACAAACGGCGUGACCGAGCAAGACAAGCACCGUCUCAUCCCAACAAGCGAGAUCUGCUUAGGAGAGAUGGUGAACCGCAUUCGUACGAUUCAAAUCCCCCAGAUAGCCAGUGUCGCGGUGACGCCGCGGGCGUUUAUGGGAACGGUCGAGGGGUCAAUCUAUCUCUUCGCUUUGAUCAACUCCGAUUACCAGGACUUCCUGAUGACUCUUCAAACUGUGAUCGCCGACAGGGUCGAGUCCCUAGGCGAUCUACCUUUCAGCAAAUUCCGCGCAUUCCGAACCUUAGUCCGCUCAGCCGAAGCACCAUAUCGGUUUGUGGACGGUGAGCUGAUCGAGCAAUUCUUGACUUGCGAUCCAGAGCUGCAAGAGGAGAUUGUGGAAGAGGUUGGCUGGGGUGAUGUGGAGAAGGUCAAGGGAACGAUCGAAGCAUUGCGGAGACUGCAUUAA
This is a messenger RNA of Penicillium waksmanii, 3414 nucleotides long. Its product is annotated as DDB1/RSE1 family protein. Gene Ontology annotation, molecular function: protein binding; nucleic acid binding. Bases 1 to 3414 code for a protein of 1137 amino acids. The record is from RefSeq and is a predicted model, not a curated record. NCBI's taxonomy places the organism in Eukaryota, Fungi, Ascomycota, Eurotiomycetes, Eurotiales, Aspergillaceae. Gene Ontology annotation, biological process: DNA repair; proteasome-mediated ubiquitin-dependent protein catabolic process. The transcript has 5 exons. Gene Ontology annotation, cellular component: site of double-strand break; nucleus.